Mesitornis unicolor (brown roatelo) is the source of this 1327-nucleotide messenger RNA. It is a transcript of the gene RAB3IL1, whose product is annotated as RAB3A interacting protein (rabin3)-like 1. Gene Ontology annotation, molecular function: guanyl-nucleotide exchange factor activity. Bases 23 to 1111 code for a protein of 362 amino acids. Gene Ontology annotation, biological process: exocytosis. The record is from RefSeq and is a predicted model, not a curated record. The transcript is spliced from 9 exons. Gene Ontology annotation, cellular component: Golgi to plasma membrane transport vesicle. Lineage: Eukaryota; Metazoa; Chordata; Aves; Mesitornithiformes; Mesitornithidae.
CAAUUUUGAGGAAGACAGCCGGAUGCAACCAGCUGUGGGACACUGGAAGCCACUGAUGCCAUCCAAAGACAGCAAGGAGGGCCAGGAGACUGCAUGCCAGGAUGCUGGAGGUGUGGAUGAGACCCAGUCCACCGAGCAGCUCAAUGUGUCACGUCUACGCAGCUCUUCAGUGGAGAUCCGUGAAAAGGGGUCUGAAUUCCUGAAGGAAGAGCUGCACAAAGCACAGAAGGAGCUGAAGCUGAAGGACAAAGAGUGUGAGAGACUGUCAAAAGUCAGAGAACAACUGGAGCAGGAACUGGAGGAGUUAACAGCUAGCCUAUUUGAGGAAGCCCACAAGAUGGUGAGAGAAGCAAACACUAAACAGGCGGCGUCAGAGAAACAGCUGAGGGAGGCACGGGGGAAGAUUGACAUGCUGCAGGCAGAGGUGACAGCUCUGAAGACACUGGUGAUCACAUCCACACCUUCCUCUCCGAACCGGGAGCUGCACCCUCAGCUCCAGAGCCCUUCUAAAGCUGUCUUCAGGAAGGGCCAUGGGCGAAACAAAAGCACCAGCAGUGCAAUGGUCUCUGCUGCCAGCCAAAAUGUGACUCCAGAGCCAGUCAGUCAUGAGUGCAAAGAGGUCGACUCCAUUUUAUUUGCUGAGUUCCAGGCCUGGAAGGAAUCUCCAACUUUGGAUAAAUCCUGCUCCUUUCUGGACAGAAUUUACCAAGAAGAUGUAAGACCUUGUCUGGACUUCACUAAGCAGGAGCUGUCGGAGCUGGUGCGAGUGGCUGUGGAGCAGAACACACUCACCAUUGAGCCGAUCGCUUCCCAGACGCUGCCUGUGGUGAAGAUGUCAGCAGAAGAGCGUGGUGGGCCUAAGAAAUGUGCUCUAACUGGCCUCCCCAGGACCUGCAAGCACCGCAUCAUGCUUGGAGAUUCCGGGAACUACUACUACAUUUCACCAUCCUGCAGGGCCAGGAUCACAGCGGUGUGCAACUUCUUCACAUACAUUCGCUACAUCCAGCAGGGCUUGGUGAGGCAGGACGUGGAGCUGAUGUUCUGGGAGGUCAUGCGGCUCCGGAGGGAGAUGUCUCUGGCCAAACUUGGGUUUUAUGCCAGUGAGAUGUAGGCAGAGGCCUGAGCAUGGAAGGAAACUGCACCUGUAUGAACGGCUUGUCAAAUGUCUGCCAAACAGAUGAAUGCAGUGCCUCUCCUGCAGUGGGCCUUAGUCCCUCUCCACCCUCCCUCUGCCUGAAGCUGAUCAAGGAGCAAGAAGCACAAGUUCCACUUUCAGCUGUCCCACUUCUUCAGCUGUGACUGGAAUACAGCUACCAAGCUACCCACU